Molecule: messenger RNA, 1886 nt
Organism: Onthophagus taurus
Lineage: Eukaryota; Metazoa; Arthropoda; Insecta; Coleoptera; Scarabaeidae
Gene: shps
Product: putative monoamine oxidase sheepish
Molecular function (GO): oxidoreductase activity
Source: RefSeq, a predicted model, not a curated record
ACUUUCCAUUUAUCUUGAAUGUGCACGACUAAGUACGAUUUUGAUUACGAUGUAAUUAUCAUCGGAGGUGGAAUCGCCGGUUUAUCUGCAGCUCUCAACAUCAUCGAAAGGGAUCAAAUGUUGUCGGUUUUAAUUUUAGAAGCAACAGAUUCAAUCGGAGGCAGAGCAAAACCAAUUCCAAUAGAAUGCAAAUCGAAUGUCUCGACAUUCGAUUCCGGUGGUCAUUUUGUAUCGAGACGACAAACUCAUUUGAUGAAUUUACUGAAACGACUGGAUAUGGAAGUUGUUGAUUAUAAUUUUUAUGGGGAUUCGUUAACUGAGAUUGACACAGACCGUGUUUUAAAAUCGCAGCGUAGUUUUUUGAUGGUAGGAAGCGAUAACGAAAAGGACGAGUUGGUUUGUUUUUAUAAAAAGUUGGGGGACUUGUGUAAAAAUGUUUCGAUGGAAAAUCCAAUGGGUUCUGUUGAGAGUGAACGUUUAGAUUCGAUUUCGAUGGAGGAGUUUAUUUUAAACGAGUUAGAUAGCGAAGUUACGAGGCAGCAUUUUAGAAACAUUGUUAGAACAACUUGCGGAUCAGAACCUGUUGAUGUAACGCCUUUAUUUUAUUUGGCUUAUUGUAACAGCGCCGAAGGAGUUUUGGGGGCUCAUUUAAGGGUGGUUAAUGGAGGGAGACAAUCUUAUGUUAAUGGUGGGAUUCAUUAUUUAAUUGAAAAAAUGGUUGAAAUAAUCGGUGAAAAUCGGAUUAUAAUUAACAACCCAGUUCUAGAAAUAACCCGUUCGGACCAGGAGGUUAUAAUUUGCGCCAUAAAAAAGACUUUAAGAUGCCGUUGUUGCAUCAUAUCAGUCCCCCCCUCAAAACUCUUAGAAAUCAAAUUUAAACCCCCCCUAAACCCGGGAAAACUUAAAGUCUUACGAGAAAUGCAAGGAAAAACUUGGAUACGUUUCAUCGCAACAUACAAAGAACCGUUCUGGGAAAAAAAAGAACUAAACGGAGACGUUUUUAUAAACACAAAACGAGCUGUUAAAAUCGUAUUAAACGUUUCAGUCCCAAAUUGUCACGUUUUAACAGGUUUGGUGGACGUUCAACAAUUUCAAGAAGAUUUUAGCAAUCAUGAUUUAGAAGUUUUGCAACAACUUUCUGAAUAUUUUGGGGAGGAAGCUUUAGACCCUUUGGAUUAUAUCGAAAGAUCUUGGCCUGAAUCAUCACAGGAAUCAGCAAUGUGUUGUAAUCCAUCUAAAUUAGGUAUCAUGAAAGAUUUUCACGAAAUACGAAGACCCAUCGGAAGGUUAUUUUUUGCCGGAUCGGAAACGGCUACUUAUUGGUACGGUCACAUCAGUGGAGCAAUUCAAACGGGGUUAAGAGCCGCUAUGGAGGUUUUAUUUGAAAUUCGACCCCAAGUUUUAUGUUAUGAAGAUAUUGCCGAGUUAAUACCUCGAAGAAAAAUGGUUUCGUAUUAUAAGGAAGCAAUGGAAAUGAAAGUUCCCGCCAAGAUUAUUAACUUUGGCUGGUUAGAAAGGACGGCAACUGGAAUCAUUGGAACAACUGGGGCUAAAUGUAUUUCGACUGCUUGCAAUCAUUUUUUUGUAUGCGACCCAAACGAUACAAAAGUUAGAUCGAAUUCAAAUAAGCAUUAAGAAUAAAUAAUUUGUUGCAUGUUUAUCUCUUAUUAUAAUCGUAUUGAAGUUAAUGGAACGGGUACAUUUCGACUCCUGUGUUAAAUUUUUUUAAUCUUUGGCUGUAAUGUUACGAUUUAAACUUUUCUACUUAUUUCUUAUAUGAAUCGUUCAUGAAGGUCAAUUAGAUGUCGAUGAAGGUGAGUUCAAGGAGAUGUUCUCGCAUUUUUGGAUGUGGUUGAGGAUGAAUAUGAGUUUAAGAACAUUUUCUU